GGUUGGACUCGAUGAUUUCAGAGGUGUUUUCCAACCUAAAUUGAUUGUGUGGUGCUCUUGCUACCGACUUGGGAGUUUAGGAAAUCCCCUUAAACAAUUGAUCUGUUUGCAUAACUGUCUUUUACUGUAAGUAUUCAAGAAGUACACUAUUAAUGUUUUAAAUAGUUAGCAAAGUACCUCUUCGUAUGAUUUAUUAGGCUGUAUUUGUACCAGGUAAUGAAAGGUGUUACCUCUUAGUUACCAUUUCAUUCGUUUUCUGCAGGGAACACUUCAGUGUCAAUAGUAGAUCUACAGCUGCUAUUAAAUCUUGAAAUGGGGCAAAAUCUGUGAAUUAAAGUACAUGUAAACCAGUUUAAGUCACAACAGUCCUCUUGUCUGGUCACUUCAUUCAGAAAUUACAUACAGAUAAAAAUGAAAAAAUGAACGAGGGUUCAUUUUAUUUUAACAAAUCUUUGUUAAACAAAUUAAGUCCUGAAUACUAAAAGAUGUUACAUUAUCGGUUUUUUCAUUUCAAAAUGCAUUUUAAGUAUUUAAGUAAUACUUUUGACUAGCUAGUUAUCAGUUAACAAAGAGUAAAAUCUAUGUUAAACAUGCACAGAAGUCUUAAACCAGACUUUAGUCUGGUAAUUCCAUGUAUGUUUAGGUAUAUAAUGCUGCUGUUGCACUUGGUACCAAGAUUUUUAUAAAGAAAGAACAGCCUUACAUAAGAAAUUAAUCUAUAUUCUUCAUUAUGCUAUUGUCUGAUAAAAUUUGUAUUAACUUCAAAUACAGGAGAAUUGACUUUGAGGCUAAUAAAUGAACUCUUUAGCUUAACUUUAUAGAAACGUUUUUGUGAGUGUAUAACAUCUAAACAGUGCAUGAAAAAGACCUGAAUGUACUUUUUUUUCCUGUUAUUUUAAAAUCAGCAGUGCAGGAAAGCUUUGACUGGGUCUGUCAGCUUUACUGUGGCAAACUGUUGUACAAAUACACACAAAACCCUCUGGCUGAGUUACACUGUUAGUGAAGGCAAGUUUACUGUGUCCGGGUUCUGGAAAGAGGAUAAGAGGAUAAUACAGCAUUUGUGCUGGUUUUUAGGGGCUGCUCGACAGAGCUAAACCUCAGUGCUUGUUGGUUGCUAAGAUGUUGUCACAGGAGAGUGGAAGGCUUAGACAAAGUUAUUAAAAAGCAAAGGUUUGUCGGUGAGUCUCGAGGCACAGAAAAGACUCCCUUUCUAAAGCCCUUCUCACAGAAGGGUUUGGGUGCAGCUGAAUCCUUUCUGAGCCUCGGACUGUGUGAUUUAAAUUUAAUAGAGGUGUGAUUAAACCACUUUGUCCCGCAGGUUUUAAUGAUUGGCAAAAUCAGAAUAUUUAUAUCAAAUGAAUAACUUAUUUUAUACAAAUGAUCAGACAAAAGAUCUUAAUCAGAAUUAUUUACUACACAAUAGAAACACUAAAAAUCUACUAGUAGAGCAUAAUAUAGCAAAAAGUAGUAUAGUGCACUGCAACAAAGCAAUUAUUGAAGCAGUUAUAUUAAAACUAACAAAAAGAAAUAAUUAUUAAGUCGAGAUCUGAUGUAGAGACCAAUGCUCAUGGGGAGAUCUCUUUCUUUCAGCCUCAAGAAGUGACCUUUGUGGGCAUCCCCAGCCAAGGGGGGAAUGUCCACACAUACACCCCAGAAGGGGUUAUGUCAGAAGAACCUGACUGCACGAGAGGGGACUGGACUUUUACAGUAUAAAGUGUGUCACACCUUUACAGGCCAGCUAUCAGCUCAUCUGUUAAAUCAGACUCCAAAAAGCAGGUUGUGUAUUCAAAUUCUGGUGGACCAGGAAUGGUUUGAGCAUAAUUAACACCAAGACAACAUCCCGGCUCCAGCACUUGAUCUUGCAUUAUAGCUUGAUUGGGUUUUAGGUUUUAUCAGGGUGGAUCUGUCCUGCCACACAGUAGAUGUCAAAGCUUUAUAGCUGACACUUCCCUCCCAAAUACAAAGCAACCAACAGAGCCAAAAGUGACUUACCAUGGAUUCUCAGUCAUCCUCCUGCCUCGAGGCACAGUAAACUAUUAUGAAAAUACCUCGAUGGAUGUUUGCUUAACCUGUUCUUAAAGCCUUGAACGCAGAUUCCACUCAUUCCUCAGGCAGUCUGGUCUAGUCCUUUUUUGAGUGUCUGGAUUAAAUACCUUUUGCUGCAGUUUAGCCCAUUUAUUCCAAGUGAAUGUGGACACUGUUCCCUUUCUUUUUGCAGAAAAGCACGGAUUAUUUUUUUUAACCAGUUCUGAAACACAUGAUCUUUUGUUGUUGCACACCUGUAGCUCCCAUCCAAUCUUUUCACAGCUCCCCAAAGUUCCCCUGGUGACAACUCUUCUGAUCUCAGUAGGAUGUGUUCCUUUUUCAGCCUCCUAAACUUGUUGACAGGUUCUGCUUGUGAUCUGCUCUGCCUGUUGGUUUCUCUUCUGCAAUUUAUUAGAACAAUUACUCCUUUCUCUGCAUCUGAUUUCUUUGUAGUGGUCUUUAUAGAAUCAUCACCCCCCCUUGCAAUGAUUUCACACUCUAGUCCUGACUUCCACUCUUUGCAGUCCCUCCCUGGCAUCAGCUGCAGGCCUUCCUUAAAUCUUUCCAUGUCUGAAUGGACUCCUGAAUGUAAUAUAGUUUAUACUCCAGAAGCGGAUAUGAAGAGUGAAGUUCCUUCUGAUGCACCAAAGAGACAGGAGAGUCUGAAGGGGAUCCUCUUGAACCCUGAGCCUAUUGGGGCGGCCAAAAGCUUCACUGCAGAAGUUGAGAUGAUUGCCAGUAAAGUAGGGAAUGAGUUCUCCCACUUAUGUGGUGACUCUCAAAAGCAGAAGGACAUGAAUGGCAACCACACAGACCAAGAAAAAAGUAUCGUGGUGCGAAAAAAACGCAAGAGCCAGCAGGCUGGUCCUUCGUACACUCAGAACUGUCCUGACAAGGAAAACAAAGGAAUCUUGGGAUUGAGACAGCAUCUAGAAACACAGAGUGAGGACAAUGACUCUUCUUUCAGUGACUGUAUCUCUUCACCUUCCUCUAGCUUACACUUUGGAGACUCUGACACAGUAACAUCUGAUGAAGAGAAGGAUGCUCCUGUCAGACACCCUCAGGCAGUGCUGAAUCCUGCGAGCAGAACUCACAGUGCCAGGUCACACAAGUGGCCUCGCACUGAGGCAGACUCUGUACCCGGGUUACUGAUGAAAAGGCCCUGCUUUCACAACAGCUCUUUAAGAAGGCUCCCAUAUAGGAAAAGAGUUGUGAAAACAGGUUCGUCCCAGCGGACACAGAACCAAAAAGAGCGGAUUUUAAUGCAGAGGAAGAAGCGGGAGGUGCUGGCUCGCAGGAAGUACGCGCUGCUGCCCAGCUCCAGCAGCUCCAGCGAGAACGAUCUCAGCAGUGAAUCUUCCUCCAGUUCAUCUACUGAAGGGGAGGAAGACUUAUUUGUGUCACCUGGUGAAAACCACCAGAACACUACAGCCGUUCCUUCAGGAAGUAUUGAUGAAGAUGUUGUGGUGAUUGAAGCAUCCUCCACUCCCCAGGUCACUGCUAACGAAGAAAUAAAUGUUACCUCAACAGACAGUGAAGUGGAGAUUGUCACAGUUGGUGAAAACUACAGGUCUCGUUCUGCACUUGGACACACAAGAUCCCACUGGGGACAGAGCUCUGGCUCUCACGCUCCACGAGCUCCGGAGCAGCGGAACCGCAGCAGGAUCUCCACGGUCAUCCAACCCCUGAGGCAGAACGCAGCUGAGGUCGUGGACCUCACGGUGGAUGAGGAUGAGCCGACAGUUGUGCCAACCACAUCAGCUCGAGUGGAGCCGCAGGUCGUGAGUUCUGCUUCCAGUACCAGUACCAGUACCUCUACCUCAGAGCAGGCCUCUGAUGCAGCUCCCACCAUCUCCACCAGCCAGCCCUCUGCAGCUCCAGAGACGACUCCCAGUCUUCCCAGUGGCAGCACUGCUGGCACUUCAGCUGGAGAUGACAUAAGAAGAACUGCAUCUAAUACAACACUGGAAACCGGCCCUCCGGCCAUGCCGAGGUUACCAUCCUGCUGCCCUCAGCAUUCUCCUUGUGGAGGACCUUCACAGACUCACCAUGCCUUGGGGCACCCACAUACAAGCUGCUUUCAGCAGCACGGCCACCACUUCCAGCAUCACCACCAUCACCACCACAACCCCCACCCAGCUGUCCCGCUCUCUCCUUCGUUCAGUGACUCCAGCUGCCCUGUGGAAAGGCCUCCCCCCGUGCCUGCCCCGUGUGGAGCAAGCAGCAGUUCUGGCACCACGUACCAUGAGCAGCAGGCACUGCCAGUGGACUUAAGCAGCAGUGGUAUAAGAAGUCAUGGGAGUGGUGCUUUCCAUGGAACGUCUGCUUUUGAUCCCUGCUGUCCUGGUUCUUCAUCCCGAACGACAAUCUACGGGCACCAGGCUGGGGCUGGGCCGAGCCAGUCCCUGACCAUAGACGGAUAUGGAUCGAGCAUCGUUGCUCAGCCACAGCCCCAACCUCCUCCUCAGGCAUCGCUCUCCUCCUGUCGCCAUUACAUGCACUCUCCUUAUGCUUCCUUGACCAGACCUCUUCACCAUCAAGCUUCUGCAUGUCCUCACUCUCAUGGAAAUCCUCCUCCACAGCCACAACCUCCACCUCAAGUAGAUUAUGUUAUCCCUCAUCCAGUGCAUCCCUUCCAUCCUUCAAUCUCCUCUCAUGCAUCUUCUCAUCCUGUUCCACCUCCACCACCAACUCAUCCUUUAGCCAAUGCAGCUGCUCCAAUCCCACAGCAUCUUCCUGCAACACACCAGCCUAUAUCCCAUCACAUCCCUGCAACAGCACCUCCAGCACAGAGGCUACAUCCUCAUGAAGUGAUCCAGAGGAUGGAGGUCCAGAGAAGAAGGAUGAUGCAACACCCAACACGUGCUCAUGAGCGGCCUCCUCCACAUCCUCACAGAAUGCAUCCCAAUUAUGGGCAUGGGCAUCACAUUCAUGUGCCUCAGACUAUGUCUUCCCAUCCUCGACAAGCUCCAGAGAGAUCUGCCUGGGAACUAGGAAUUGAAGCUGGUGUGACUGCAGCUACUUACCCUCCAGGGCCUUUGCAUCCUCACCUGGCCCACUACCACGCACCUCCUCGACUGCAUCACUUGCAAAUAGGGGCACUCCCUCUAAUGGUACCAGACAUGGCGGGCUACCCUCACAUCCGUUACAUUUCAUCGGGAUUGGAUGGAACAUCAUUCAGAGGCCCUUUCAGGGGCAAUUUUGAGGAGCUGAUUCACUUGGAGGAACGAUUAGGCAACGUUAAUCGUGGAGCAACACAGGGAACUAUAGAAAGAUGCACAUAUCCACAUAAAUACAAAAAGGUAACAACUGAUUGGUUCUCACAGAGGAAACUGCACUGCAAACAAGAUGCGGAGGAAGGAACAGAAGAAGACACAGAGGAAAAGUGUACCAUCUGUUUGUCUAUAUUGGAGGAAGGUGAAGACGUCAGGCGCCUUCCGUGUAUGCACCUUUUCCACCAAGUCUGUGUAGAUCAGUGGUUGAUUACUAACAAGAAGUGCCCCAUUUGCAGAGUGGACAUUGAGGCUCAGCUGCCCAGUGAAAGUUGACACUGCUUUCCAGAACUCUUGUCCUCCCGCUCGCUCCCUCUCAUCCCUCCUGGUACUGCAGUCAACCAAAGAUGGCAUGACUUACCUGCGCAGAUUUGGAACAUUGAACCUUAGAGUGCUGGCUCUGCUACAUGGUACAACUAAUGCUAGACCUACAGUUUAUUGUAGAAGACAGUUGAGUUUCAGUGUAUUUAUAAUUUUUUAAAAAUUUAUUAUUUUUUUUUUUUUAGGUUUUACAUUUUUUUUUCUUUCAAUUCAUUACUGUAUUUUUGCAUGGUUCCUUGUAUUGCAUUUGUUUGCACAUAUUAUGGGCUUUGUGACCCCAAACUUGCAGGCAAGAUUAGCUGCUUUAGUAAGUAGAAUUGUGUGGUCUCUUUCUUUUGGUUUGUUUUAUGUAGUACCAAGCUUUGAAAGUAUGAUUUCACUCAUUACUAACCUCGAAUUCCUUAAUUUAAUCAAUCAUAUAUUUUAGUUUAAAUGUAUAAAGAUCAUCUAGAAAAGGAUAAUAUUAUGUAUUGAGACAUUCCUUAAUUAGGAAAAAAUGGCUGCUGUAUAUUUACAAUAUCAGUUCUGAGUCAAAUAACAUCCUUAAUACUGGGAACAGAAUAUGGACUAUAUUCAGUUUGACUGAUACAUAUAGCAUACUCAUCACCAGAGUUUUUGUCUGAUCAGAUUUUUGUGUUUGUUUUUAAAAUUUCAGCACAAUGCAGAUAUAUUUGAAUGUCAAUAUUAAACAUUUAGACUGCUGUUCAGAUUGUAUUUAUCAUUUUCUUCUAUGUCUAGAAAUUUGAAUCCCUAACUUAAAUAUAUGCUGCUGUGAAACAGCUCUAGUGAACACUAAAUGUUGAUUUCAGUUAGCUGGAUUGUAGAUACUUGCAGAUUGAAAGACUUAUUAGGGAAAUGGAAAAGGAGCUUAGAAUCUGUUUGGUCUUCUGCUAACUUAAGUUGAAGUAUCUGCGCACAUUGAGGGUUGUUUUUUUUUCUUUUGUUUUUGGUUUUUUUUUUCCUUUUUGUUGUUGUUGCUGUUUGGGUUUUGUUGUUGGUUUGUGGUUUUUUUUUUUUAAUAUAAAACCAUUCAGUAAGGACUUAAAGCUGCAGGGUUUUUGUUUGGGUUUAUAUACAUGCAUUCAUAGAAUUUCUAAGGAUUCCAGGCGUGUCUUGGGAUUUUUAUUAGAUUUAAAGUUAAUAAAGUUAGCUAAAUCCACUUGUCUCUUGUUUUUAUUUUUCAUUAGUAAAUUGAAAGCCUGUAAAUUUCUGUAGAAACUGAGACACAAAUUAUGUGGUUACCUAGUUUUUGCCUUGAUCAUAGAUUCCCUCUUUAUAAAUUACCAACAGUCCAUCACUGAUUGAAGUAUUUUCUAUAGUUAAGAUUUGCUGCAUAAUAUAGUAUAUAGAAUUAAGUUAUAAUGUACUAACGUUUUGCCUUUGGAGGAGGUUUUAAUCCACUUCGGGAUCCAAGUUGCUUAUCAACAUUCUUUCACGUAUAAUAGAUUAUAGUUUAUUUAAAUGUGCUCGACAUUGCAAAAUGCAAAUGUGCAAAAACAUUGGGACAGUAUUACUGUCACUUUGGAAAAGAUGUUCCUCGGGGAUCAUAGAUAAACAUGUCAAUUAGCUUGCAUUAAGCCACCUGCUUUGUAAGUGGAUUGAAUAAUAAAUACCUUCAGUUUCUCUUGUCUUUGUCUUUCAUAAUCAGAUGAUGUGUACAAUGGUUUACAGUAAAUCUAGAAGACGAACUGUUAUGUUUACACUAAAAAACAUUUAUAAAUAUUACCAUAUCUAAUUUGAUGCCUGUUUCUGUGUGGUUCAAGCAGCUUCCUUUUUUUUUUUUUUUUUUUGGCUGGCAACAAACUUAACACCUCUGGCACUGAGGCUUUAAGUGUGUGAUAAAUGGACCUUCUCAAGCUUCAUUGUGUUGCUAGAACUGAACUUAAAACCACUUUUGCGCUUGUAAAUGGGGGAUGAGGGAGAGAGGCAGCCCAGGAUCUGACUGCUGCAAACCCUCCCGUGGGUUUCUGCUACAGCUUUUGAACAUGGUGGCUGUAGGAAAUUCAGAGUGACUGGAGUUGGAGCUGCCUUGCUAAAAAUGAAUAAAAGUAGCUGGAAGGACUGAACAGACACUUUCUGUUUUCCAGUGACUGAAAAGAAGGGAAGUUAGUUGACCACUAUUGUUUGAGGACUGAUGAUAUUUACUUCUAAAAGUUUCCAAGAAGGUACUUGAGAGACAUGGGACAAAAAACCCAGGGCCUCUAAAAUAAUAGACGCCGGGUAUCUGAUAGAAUCUAUUUUGGCUUUGUUACAGGACAAAGAAGCACAGGUUUGGGGGAUUUUUUCUUUUUUUCAUUUUCUUUUUUUUUUUUUUUUUUGGAAAUAUUUUAUGGAUCUGAUUUGAGUACCUGGUACUAGAGGUAUUUUAGUGGUCCAUGAUUUGAUUUGUUUUAUAACAGCUACUGAUACUGUCUUGCUUUUAAAUGUAUGCAUAACAUUGUAAUGUGAUGUUGAACACUUUUGUCAGGAAUCACAGUAUUCUGAUCUUAAUGCUAUUGCAGGGGCUAAAAAGCUGCAGCUUACUUCUGUUCCAGAAGGUUGUGACUUAACCGUAAUUUAAGAGAAGGAGAAAGAUUAGGCUUUUCAUUUUGAAAAUUUCCACCACUUACUGUGCUUUAUAUGCUUAGAUGCAUUGCCUUAAGUUUUCUGCAGCAUCUUUGACUUUGAAGAUAAGAUUCUCAACAGUAUGCAUCAAAUUACUUUUCAUAUAAAACUCCAUUGUCAAAAGAAAUCCUUUUGUAUGCAAUAAAUAAAAUGUUAGACUGGUAUCAUUCAAAA
Corapipo altera (White-ruffed manakin) is the source of this 8396-nucleotide messenger RNA. RefSeq names its product ring finger protein 111 (gene RNF111). The record is from RefSeq and is a predicted model, not a curated record. Gene Ontology annotation, molecular function: SUMO polymer binding; ubiquitin protein ligase activity; SMAD binding. NCBI's taxonomy places the organism in Eukaryota, Metazoa, Chordata, Aves, Passeriformes, Pipridae. Gene Ontology annotation, cellular component: nucleus; cytoplasm. Gene Ontology annotation, biological process: positive regulation of DNA-templated transcription; positive regulation of transforming growth factor beta receptor signaling pathway; ubiquitin-dependent protein catabolic process. The transcript is spliced from 14 exons. The coding region runs from base 2352 to 5573 and encodes 1073 amino acids.